Dentiscutata erythropus is the source of this 162-nucleotide messenger RNA. NCBI's taxonomy places the organism in Eukaryota, Fungi, Glomeromycota, Glomeromycetes, Diversisporales, Gigasporaceae. The record is from the annotation of a GenBank genome assembly.
AUUCUUCAGAUUCAUCACUCAAAAGUAUUAGAAGUGCACAAAAAAAAUUUGCAAGAAUAAAUGAUAAAAGUGGUAAAAAACCUACACAAGUACGACAAAUUACCCAAUCACGAAACCAACAGUCAUCACCUUAUUUCCGUAACGCAUCGCGUUCUAUCGAGC